Molecule: messenger RNA, 546 nt
Organism: Miscanthus lutarioriparius
Lineage: Eukaryota; Viridiplantae; Streptophyta; Magnoliopsida; Poales; Poaceae
Source: the annotation of a GenBank genome assembly
AUGCCGCAUGCGGAAACCCUAGCUGUCCGUGCUGGAGGUCGCGAGCGCCCAGCGCCGACCCCACCCCUGGCAGUGGUGCCCUGCUUCCGCGUGGAGACGCUCGCCAACGACAGCAGCGGCGGCUGCGUGGACGACGAGGUUCACAUGCAUUCUGGUUGUACAGCAAUGCCAGGCAAGAAACUUGCCUCCCAGCUAGCAGUAACGUGGAUACCAUGCUCUUCUGGUUGCACAGAGGUUGCCUACCACCUCUGCAUUUCAAGAAGUGAUUGUGCGUUAAUAGAGGUUGAGUCAUUAUCAAGUCUAAUUGUCUUAGGUAAGCUCCCAGAAUUUAGGAGACGACUUCUCCGGCUUGCAGAAAAUCUGACAGUUGAUGUUGAUGCUCAGAUUAGUCUUUUUGAGCUUGACUGCACUUAUCUGAAAGCUAAGUUCAUUUGCUGGUUCCAAGGCUCAAGACCUAUUAUGACUGCCAAAAAUAAGUUUGGUGUUGCAGCGAAAAUGAGCUUGACCCCUUCAGCCCCCACGCAGGAGGAGAAACUUAUUGGUUGA